Molecule: messenger RNA, 309 nt
Organism: Cooperia oncophora
Lineage: Eukaryota; Metazoa; Nematoda; Chromadorea; Rhabditida; Trichostrongylidae
Source: the annotation of a GenBank genome assembly
AUGCGACCGCUCACUAUACGUCGAUCUGCCCGUCACAUUGAAUCAAUUUUAGAUGCCACUGUGAUCCGUGACUUCAGCUGGACCGGUGCAGAAAGUGUCGAAAAGGUCAUGGCCGAGAAUAAGAGGGCCGAUGAGACAAUGCGACAUCAGUUCAUUGGUACAUAUAGCGGUUUGACAAGAAUGUAUCCGAGGCGCUACUGGAGAGUUGAGCCUGCACCGAUCACUAUCGACUUGUUCGAUCCGAAAUUUCGACCAUGGUUUGUGAAUACCGAGUCAGCACCGAAGGAUAUUGUGUUUCUCAUUGACUAG